Molecule: messenger RNA, 2727 nt
Organism: Mesocestoides corti
Lineage: Eukaryota; Metazoa; Platyhelminthes; Cestoda; Cyclophyllidea; Mesocestoididae
Source: the annotation of a GenBank genome assembly
AUGACCGAAUCCCCUAAAAAGCCAUCCUCAAGUGAAGUGCAGCACCUAGAAGAACUAAUGGAUGACGGUAAUUCGAUACCAACCUCCAUGGGGAGUUCAUGGGCCUGGGUGGUUUUGUUUAGCUCAUUUGCUUGCACGGCGAUAGUGGAUGGCCUCAUCUUUUCUUUCGGACUGCACAUUCUGGAAAUGAUGGAAAGUGCUUCGUUUUUUGGCUUGGGGAACACUGAACCGUCGUUUUUACUUUACCUUCUUCCAGGUGGACUUCUUGGUGGGAUGCAUUUAUACGCUAGUAAGGCCAUGCAAGCUACUGUGUGUCCUCUUGCUAACGUCCUCUCCAACCAGUUUGACUGUCGGCCGGUGGCGAUGGCCAGCGCCGUCUUCUCCGGCCUCGUCCUCGUAGGGAGCGCGUUUCUUGAAAACCUGAAAACGUUCGCGUUGCUCUUCGGAAUUUGCGGAGGCAAGUCACUUUCAAAUCCUUCGAACCCCUACGGUGCUAGUCUGGGCACGAUGUGUGGCUACGUGUAUGAUACUACGUCUGGAGUUAGUCGUCCAGGGAAUUGUGAUUCAGACAGGGCUAUAAAUCACCGCACGUUGUCCCGUGCUAAGAAAGGUCUGAGCUGUGGCCUCCUCUACUUCCCCUCGCUGUCGAUUGUGGCGCAGUGGUUCGAGUCGCGGCGCGCGCUGGCUGUGGGCUUGGCGAUCUGCGGCUCCGGCGUCGGAACCUGCGCCAUGUCCCUCUGCAUGAGCUCCGCUGUUGGGCGGUUCACGUGGCGGGGAGUUCUUAUCAUCUACGGGGCUGUGUUCAUCCAGCUUUCGGUUGUUAUUGCCCUGUUUCGCCCAGUUAAGGUACAACAGGUGAUCAAGGCGUUGGAAUCCACGCGUCGCUCCAGGGAGGAAGUAGAAAGGCUCCAACGUCGACGUAUCUUGGCCAUCGUUCGCCGCGAGAAACUACGUCGAGCCUCCGGCCAGGCCUCAAGACGGCGCAAAAGCUCAGCCAAACGUGGGAGAAUAUGGUCUCGGAUCAUGGAAGAGAAGUUUCGCCAAAUAAGUUCGUCUACUGGAAGCCUCGACGGAAUGGUGAUUACUCGUGACAACGAGCUCAUCUCCCUUCCAAGCGAGGCCUGCUACAGUAUGGCCAAGGCAGCUGCGGUGGCGUAUGCUGCUGCCGCCGCCGCAGCUGGAGCGACGUCCACAAACCUCAGCCCGCCGGCGCUACCCCAGCCAACUAACUCGAACCCCGCUACCUUCGCAUCCUCCACCGCCUCGGUGGAUCGGCCCUCUUCACUCAGAGACGCCGCUCCCGGCAGAGAGCUGGUCACUACGCCUCUUCCAAAUCCCCGGCCUUUGGUGCUAUCGACAACAUCGCGUGACUUUAGCAGGUCCGGCGUGAUACGCAUCGCCGACGCGAUUCUCCAGAAGCUCGAGGCUCAGGCCGUUAUCGCGCCCGGCAUGCGGUGUCCCGACAUGACGGACGUCUUCAAGAAGCUGUCCUCUGGCAGUCACCACCAGCCUGUUCGCGGGGUUCCCUCGCACGCCGGCGUUGGGGAGGAGGCGGAGGGGCAUUGCACCCACAGCCAUCCGCCCAAAUUCUGCUCCGUUCACUCGGAGUACUGCUCACUGCCGCGGCACAGUCACCUCUCCUCGGUGAGGACCGAAUCGGCCGUACGCAGACCGCUCUCCACCGCCGACAAGAGCACCGCACCGACGGUCUGUAUUUCCGUCGUUGACUCCACCAAGGCAGGAUCUGUGAAUGCAUUAGAUAUUGGUACAAGUGAUCAAUCAUCUGCGCGCCUCCAAGUGACUCCAACCCAAUCCAUGUCCCGUUCUUCAAGCGGAAGCAGCAUCGACCCAAAGACGGACCGCGCAAUCUCCAGGGAACUGUCACGUGUUUGCCUCGACCCCACGUUGAAAGCGAGGAUACGUUCAGUCAUUUAUCAAAAGCUCAAGCGGAGCGGACAGCUGAAAACCAGACAGCGAAACCAGCGGCACCCAGACGAGGUAAGCCUGCAAGGGCUCCAUCGAGAUGGAGAUCCCUUCGUUGUAGUGCUGUUUCUGACGGAGCCAAGGGACCUCGCUCACGAGGGCUCCGACCGUAGCCUGGACAGCGCCAUGGAGGUCGGCUUGGAAAGCGCGACCCCCACAACCCGUGAUGGGGAGAGGGCGGGCGGUCAAUCCACGGUCUGUCCCACCUGCGGCUGCAAACUCGCUGCCGGUGCAAGACCGGCCGACUCCCAAAACAACACCAAAAGCCUGUGGCUAUUUGUGACCCGUGUGAGAGACUACCUCGACCUUCAGUUACUUGUCAGCCCCUCUUUUCUGCUUUUUUCUCUUGCUUGCACCCUCCACAUGUUCGGUGAGUCAUUCAACCUCAAGAGGAUCUUGUUGUUUGCUUUUUUUGAGGCUGCCCAUCGUUCUGAGUUUUUCGUGGUCUUACCCCCCUUGGUGCCUUACUUGUGUCUCGAAUGCUUCAUUGUAGCCUUUUUCGCGCCCUAUCAUGUCUUGCCGUUGUACCUGUCGCUGGACGUUCGGCGUUUGCCCUGCAGCCAGAGGGUUUGGUCGAGCCCCUUCGGUCCGUCGCUUCAGCUGUCGCAGGGCUUCGUGAGUGUGAGCAACAUCAUCUUCACCGUGGGCUUCGGUCACCUGAUUGGUCGCUUGAUUGCAAGUGAGUUGUCGCGUCGCGGGCUGGGCGCCACAGUGCCUAACCUCGUCCAUCUGUUGACCCACUAA